CUAAGAAAAUUCAACAUUUAGUCUUACAUCUCAUCUUGACAUCUUCUUUACCCGAAUUGAGCCAAAUAUUUGGGGUUUUUCUCUGUUACUAAACAAAAUCACCUAAAAGGGUUUGGCUUUCUGACCUUUCUCUCACCAACGAAACGGUUUGAAGUAAAGAUUUGAUUGUUAAGAGGGAGGAUGUGGGCUGCUUCGUGCCUUGCUUCGUGCUGUGCGGCUUGCGCAUGCGACGCUUGCCGUACUGUGGUGUCGGGGAUUAGCCGACGAUCUGCUCGGAUCGCAUAUUGUGGUCUCUUUGCGCUGUCACUGAUCGUUUCAUGGAUUCUAAGGGAGGUUGCUGCACCUCUUAUGGAGAAGCUUCCUUGGAUCAAUCAUUUUCACAAAACACCUAACAGAGAGUGGUUCGAAACAGAUGCAGUGCUGCGAGUUAGCUUUGGAAACUUUCUAUUUUUCACUAUCCUAGCUAUUCUAAUGAUUGGUGUGAAAAAUCAGAAAGAUCCUCGUGAUGGCAUGCACCAUGGUGGAUGGAUGAUGAAAAUUAUUUGCUGGUGCAUUUUGGUGAUCUUUACAUUCUUCCUGCCAAAUGAGCUAAUCAGCUUCUAUGAGACAACAUCAAAGUUCGGCUCAGGACUGUUUCUUCUUGUUCAAGUUGUGCUUUUAUUGGAUUUUGUUCAUAGAUGGAAUGACACAUGGGUUGGAUAUGGAGAGCAAUUUUGGUAUAUUGCUCUAUUUGUUGUUUCACUUGUUUGCUAUGUGGCAACAUUUUCCUUCUCGGGACUUCUCUUCCAUUUCUUUACUCCAUCUGGACAUGAUUGUGGGCUCAACACCUUCUUUAUUGUUAUGACCCUGAUUCUUGCUUUUGUUUUUGCAAUAGUGGCUCUGCAUCCAGCAGUUGGUGGCAGCAUUUUGCCAGCUUCAGUUGUAUCUUUGUAUUGCAUGUACCUCUGCUACAGUGGGCUUUCCAGUGAGCCCAGGGAUUAUGAAUGCAAUGGCCUUCACAAGCACUCUAAAGCUGUUUCCACUGGCACCCUUACCUUGGGACUGCUGACCACUAUUCUGUCGGUUAUCUACUCUGCUGUUCGUGCUGGUUCUUCAACAACUCUUCUCUCCCCACCAAGUUCACCACGUGCAGGUGCUGGAAAGCCUUUGCUUCCACUAGAAAAGACGGAUGUGCCUGAAGAAAAACACGAGGCUAAGCCAGUCACAUACUCGUAUACCUUCUUCCACAUCAUCUUCUCUCUUGCAAGCAUGUAUUCAGCUAUGCUCCUGACAGGGUGGUCGACCUCAGUUGGUGAGAGUGGGAGAUUGGUGGAUGUUGGGUGGCCAUCUGUGUGGGUCAGGAUCGUGACUGGAUGGGCAACCGCAGCUCUGUACAUCUGGUCCCUGGCUGCUCCUAUCCUCUUCCCAGAAAGGGAGUUCUGAGUUUGUCAAGUCUCUGACUUCAAUUUCAUCAUAUAUGUAGAUAAAAGCUUUAUGACUCUGUAAGCGUGCAACUCACUGAUGCAAAGCCUAUUACGUUUAGAUACAUGGAUUACGCAUAUGCUUUCACCAGCUGAGAUUUAUCCAUGUCCUUGUCCUUUCACAAGCGGGGCUUGAUUGGAUUGACGAUGCUGUGUUGAUGUGCAUAGAACUGCUGUUCUGUGUUGUGUGGUUUGGUAUCUAAAUAAAAGGACAAACUGCUCCUUGUCAAUCAGAUACGAGCAAUUUGAUUUUCUUGUUAA
Molecule: messenger RNA, 1721 nt
Organism: Vitis riparia (riverbank grape)
Lineage: Eukaryota; Viridiplantae; Streptophyta; Magnoliopsida; Vitales; Vitaceae
Product: probable serine incorporator
Exons: 7
Coding region: 181-1422 (413 amino acids)
Cellular component (GO): membrane
Source: RefSeq, a predicted model, not a curated record